This is a messenger RNA of Halichondria panicea, 2062 nucleotides long. RefSeq lists its product as uncharacterized. Lineage: Eukaryota; Metazoa; Porifera; Demospongiae; Suberitida; Halichondriidae. The coding region runs from base 690 to 1160 and encodes 156 amino acids. The record is from RefSeq and is a predicted model, not a curated record. The transcript is spliced from 4 exons.
UAUGUGCGAAGUAUCUAUGUCUGUAUAUAGGCUUCCAUUGUGGACAGAGUUAAAGAGAUACAGUGAUAAUUAUAAUUGUACAGUAUAGACUCUCGUUAAUCCGGCCACCCUUGGGACAGUGCAGCUUGGCCGGAAUAGCGAGGUGGCCGCAUUACAGAAAAUAGUCGCCGCUAAAAAACGACCUUACCUAUAGAAUCUAAUGACUAAUUUGCGGUUCUGUCUCCUCUUUGGAGACAUUACUUUCAAAAAGCCGAUGUACUCAUAUUUGUAGUGGAUAGCAACGACAGGGACAGGAUUGAAGAAUGCGAAGACAAGUGCAGAGGAUAAUAAAGGAUAAUAAAUCAUUCUGCUCUCUGUGUAAUCUGCGAAACCACACUCAAACGUCAUAUCCGACCGUAACUUGAUAAACGUAUAAAUUGAAAACCUUGUUUGGGGCAGCCACCCAGUAUACGGAAUAGCGAGUUAAGUGCCGCAUUUCAGGGCGAGUAUUGUCGCAGUGAACAUCUAGCUAGCAAUCCGUGCCAAUGCAACCAAGUAUAUCGAGGUGGCCGUACUUCAGAGAGCCGGAAUAGCGAGAGUCUACUGUAUACGUAUAUAUAAUUAUAUAAAGCUAAUGCUAUGAGAAUAGUAGAUAAACUCUAAUUCAUGUUGGGACAAUAAUUUUCGCCACUAAGAGAUACGCAGCUGAAAUGUAUCCUGACAAAGAAGUGUGGAAUUACGUUGAAUUGGCAGACGUGGCAUAUGGAACAGCUGGAAAGAUUGUUGUUCUACUUCUAAUGUUUGGUGUUCUUAUGCUGGUCGAUCCUAACCGGAAUAUCAUGAUCUUUGCCCGCGAUCAGCUGCAAGACACCAUCUUCCUAGCUCUAUUGGCUACUGGUCACAUCCCUGAAUGCUCACCACUCCUCAACUGUGGAGUGCUCAUGUGCAUAGCCUGCUUACCCAUGUUUUCAGUCAUCUUGUUAUGUAACCUUACAUGCACCCCAACCAGCAGUUUACUACGUUUCUUAGUAUCAUCUGUGUGUCCUUCGUUGCAAUGGCUAUAUGACUAUCGACACUGCUAUCUACUGGAAUACAUUUCCAAUUGUCAAUACCCACAACUCAACAAUUCAGCUCAUUCCUGUCGACUUUGUCGGAGCUAUUACUGCUAUGACGUACUGUAGCUCUUCAUUUAUUUGCCAUUUCAACGUGUUGAGACUCCAAAAAGAGUUGAACAAACCGGCAACUAAGUUGAGACGCUAUACAAUUAUCAUCACUGCUAUGUUAGUCGCCUACUUUCUCUACAAUGUGGUGGUCUUUGCUGGAUAUUUUAGAGUAAGCUACUACUAUGCUAUGUCCUGAUCCUCGUAGCUAUAUACCGCAGUUGAUGUAAGUUCAGUGUAUACAUACCUUCACUUUAUAGAUCUACCACAGUCAUUAUUAUUUUUAUCGGUGUCCAAGCCGUGAUCUAUAGAUAUAUAAAUUUUGUUGGUAACGGUAACACUCGCUACAUUACUAACAUUAUUACAUAAUUAUGUGUUUCUCUAUCUUUACUUUUUAUCAGUUCUUUGACGCUCUGAAGGAGAACGUAAUGCUAAACUACUCCACGGACAAUAUCUCAAUACAGCUGCACGAGUGGCUAUGUUCCUAACACUGGUUACUGUUUACCCUGUGAUCUUUCACCCAACCCGAAAAUUUUUCAACAAGUAAGAAAUAGUUUACCCCGCUGAAUGCUGAUAUAAUUUGUACAUGGGCAGUGCACUGGCAUUAAUCAAGGAAACAAUCAGUAAUCAGAAUUAAGUCCGAGAUCACCAAUUCUCCUUCUACCAGCUCUACUACUCGUGAUAUAGACACGAAAGUUUGUUGUUCGAUUGCCAUAGGUGACAUAAUUUAUAAUACAUGUUUAUUGUCCAUUGCAGAUACCAGCAAUACUGUGGUUUUGUGAAACUUGCAUACUUUUUGCUGUUUUAUUUUUGUCAGCUGCAUUUGUCAAAUUAAUGUUAGGAUUUUAUGACAUGCAUAGUAACAUGAUGUUUAACAUCAUACAUGUAACCAUAUAGCGGGUUAUAUUUGAGGCACCACAUUU